This is a messenger RNA of Malassezia globosa CBS 7966, 285 nucleotides long. RefSeq lists its product as uncharacterized. NCBI's taxonomy places the organism in Eukaryota, Fungi, Basidiomycota, Malasseziomycetes, Malasseziales, Malasseziaceae. Bases 1 to 285 code for a protein of 94 amino acids. The transcript has a single exon. The record is from RefSeq and is a predicted model, not a curated record.
AUGCACAAGAAGGGUGUGACGGAAGAAGUUGCCAAGAAGCGCACGCGUCGCACCAUCAAGAGCCAGCGUGGUGUCGUUGGUGCCUCGGUUGACUUGAUCAACACGCGUCGCAACCAGAAGCCAGAGGUUCGUGAGGCUGCGCGCAAGGAGCACAUUGCGAAGACGAAGGAGGCCAAGAAGGCUCGUCAGACAGAGCGCAAGGCCAACCGGCAGGCAGCUGGAGCCAGCGCUGCCAUGUCGCGUCAGCAGGCCAAGCCUAUGGCACGCGGUGGCCCCAAGGCUUAA